Chenopodium quinoa (quinoa) is the source of this 645-nucleotide messenger RNA. RefSeq lists its product as uncharacterized. The transcript has a single exon. NCBI's taxonomy places the organism in Eukaryota, Viridiplantae, Streptophyta, Magnoliopsida, Caryophyllales, Amaranthaceae. Bases 1 to 645 code for a protein of 214 amino acids. The record is from RefSeq and is a predicted model, not a curated record.
AUGGGCAAUCAAGUGUCUAAUGGUUCGCCGGUGACCGGAAAAGUGAUCCUUCUAGAUGGUUCGAUCCAAGAAUUUGACAAGCCCUUAACUGUGGCUGAGUUAAUGUUAGAGUAUCCACAACAAAUGGUGGUUGAUCUAAAAUCAACAACAACACAAAAAAAGCCUAGUCCUUUGCCAGCUGAUAAAACCCUAGAGGUUGAUAAAAUUUACCUUAUGGUUCCUCUAAGGAAAGGUAAACUAGCUCAUUUGUCUCCCCAAGAGGCUCAUCAUAUUCUUCUUAGGGUGAACGCGAUACUUAGGUCAAAAACAUUGAAUUCUUCAUCGAAAUUCAUCCCUCUUUUCGCUAAGAUUUGUCCUGCCAUGACUAAUAUUGAAGAUAGCUAUGGUAAGUCUGCGGUAUCUAAGAGAGAGGUAUUGGGUUCUGAGGAUUGGAAAAUGGAAGAGGGUGGCGAGUUUGAUGAUGAGGGUUUGGAUUUGAUUGAAAAACCGGAUUAUCUUAGUAGGCAAGUCUCGGGAAAAAGUUGGAAGCCAAGUUUAGACACCAUAGAAGAGAAGAAAAAUGAGAUUAAGAAGGUGUCUAAUUGGGUGAUUGUUGCAAAUAAGGUUGGUAAGAGGAUACACUCUAAGGGCUUAGUUUGGGGUUGA